Molecule: messenger RNA, 3705 nt
Organism: Corticium candelabrum
Lineage: Eukaryota; Metazoa; Porifera; Homoscleromorpha; Homosclerophorida; Plakinidae
Product: adenylate cyclase type 2-like
Exons: 28
Coding region: 79-3543 (1154 amino acids)
Biological process (GO): adenylate cyclase-inhibiting G protein-coupled receptor signaling pathway; intracellular signal transduction; adenylate cyclase-activating G protein-coupled receptor signaling pathway
Cellular component (GO): plasma membrane
Molecular function (GO): adenylate cyclase activity
Source: RefSeq, a predicted model, not a curated record
UCCGAGGCAGGACUGCGAGGCCAACCUUUGAAAACAAUGUUUGACGACUAGGCGCUUGGUUUUUGCAUCGUGGUGACGAUGGCUGGAAAUCACAACUGCUCGAUUGAGUUAGACAGAAUAGACGAAGAGGACGGUUAUGACGCUCUAUCGGUCGACGUUUCUACGGACGAUGAGAUGAGAGGGCGACGUCGAGCUCGUAAAGACAGCACUGCGAGCAGCUUCUAUCCCAGUAAACUGAAAACGGAAUUCGAUCACGAGGACACGGAAGAUCUAUACAAGAGAUAUUUUUUCAAGCAGAGCAGAGCGUCUCUGCUUGCUCUUCUGCUCGUUCUGACAAUUACAGGCGCCGUCUUUUUCAUUGUCGUGUUUGCUCAAGGAAGGGAUUUUUCUAUAUCUGCAAAUCGAAACACUGCGAUUGUUUUUGGGAUUGCUACAGCUUUAUUUUGUGCUAAUUUUAUUGCUUCUGUGUGGUGGCCUUCGGAAACUGUUUUGAAAUGGAACUCAAUCUUAACAUGGCUGAUUCUCAAUACUACUUUGUUUGGUCUCUAUGCUGGCCAAGAGUCAAUGAAUGCCGUGAAUUCAGCAGGAAUGACACUAUUUGUCAUAUUUGUAACAUAUGCUAUGGUUCCAUUGUCUCCUCGUGCGGCCUUACUGUGUGGGGUUAUAACAAUGCUGUGUCAUCUCAUUGUUACCGGAACAACAGUGAAUUCGAUUAAAGUAUUUCUGGGUCGUCAGAUUGGUGCCAACUUUUUCCUGUUUUUGUGUGCUAACAUUAUUGGAGUGUAUCACCAUCGUUUCUCUGAUUUGGUUCAUCGCCGAACAUUCAGUGAGACAAGAAGAUGCAUUGAGUCAAGAAUAAAACUAGAGGAAAAGCAAAAAGAGAAGGAGCGAUUGUUAAAGUCUGUUUUGCCUGAGCACGUGGCUGCUGAAAUUCGUGAUGAUAUUGUUCAGAGAAAGGCAGACGAAACAGCUCACUUCCAUCGUUUUUAUGUUAGAAGACAUGAAAAUGUAAGCAUCGUGUUUGCUGAUAUUGUGGGUUUCACUCGUCUGUCCAGUGGCUGUACAGCAAAGGAAUUGGUGAAAAUGUUGAAUGAGCUUUUUGCUCGAUUUGAUACAUUGGCUGAGGAGAACAAUUGUCUGAGAAUCAAGAUUUUAGGAGAUUGCUACUAUUGUGUAUCUGGACUACCGGAUCCUCGAGAAGAUCAUGCCAAGUGUAGUGUGGAGAUGGGACUUGGCAUGGUGCAAGCAAUCAAGAAAGUGCAAGAGGCAACAGGAGUUGAUGUAAACAUGAGAGUGGGGGUUCACACUGGAGCAGUUCUGUGUGGUGUUAUUGGGCAAAGAAAGUGGCAAUUUGACGUCUGGUCUAAUGAUGUGACUCUUGCUAAUCACAUGGAGUCAGGAGGUUUAGCAGGAUAUGUUCACAUCUCAAAGUCGACAAGGCAGUGUUUGGGUGAUGAGUACAAGAUGAUUCCAGGAAAUGGAGGGGAGAGAGAUGCAUAUUUGAAGAAGCACAGAGUAGUCACCUAUCUAAUUGAUGCAUCGGAGCCUCAAGCUUUAUCUACCUCAUCAGGUUCUACACCAAGACAAACUGAGGGACUUCCUAGUCAUCAGUCCGCAAGUCAUGCGUCAACUAGAAUUCAUGCUAUUACUCGGCAUCACAAGAUUGUCCAACGUUUCUCUCAACUGUUUGACUUAUCUGCUAUGCCACCAUUUUCUAACGUUGUGUCUGGUCCGAAGCGCGAACUUGGGAAAGCAAGUCUGUUUAUGUUAUCAGUUGGGUAUUCGGGAACAAACUUGGUUGCACCAGAGAGUCCUGCUGCUAGGGAAGCACUGAAAAGACAAAGAGAGUCUGAAAUUCUGGACAGGGAGGUGACAAAGAGGAUGGCAAGCUCAUUGGAUAUUCAUAGUAUGGAUGUCCCUUGUGUGACUGGAGAGAAUCUGCAAGCUUGGGUGAAGUCUGGCCAUGCUUACCGGUUAUUUCUUAGAUUUAAAGACAGCAAAAUAGAGCAAAAGUAUUUGAAAAUGGGAGACAAAAUGUUCAAGUAUUACAUUGGAUGUGCACUUGUUAUUGCUGUCACUCUAUUUUCAGUGCAGGCAAUCAUGCUUCCUAGGACGUUUCUUUAUCUUGGUGCAUGUCUUAUUGAGCUGGCCUUUAUUGGCAGUUUGGCAUUUGUUGUCCUUGCUCACAAGACUCUGGGUCGGAGAAUGCCUAGACUUGAUCAAAUUGGUCAUCAUGUGGAAGCCAGCCCAACUUGUCAGCUGAUCUUAUCAAUCCUUGUUAUUGUCAGUUUACUGUUUGUUUCAUAUCUGAACAUGAUUAGUUGUGACACGAGUCAGUUGCACAGAAGUGAAAAUACCACAGCAUCUUGCAAAUGUUUCAUUGGAAAUGAAACACAGAGUAAUCGUAAUCUAGAUCCAGACAGCCGUGUGUGUGAGUUUCCACAGUACUUCAAUUGGUGUGGGAUGGCAGCCAUGCUAUCAUUGGCCGUGUUCCUUCGACUAAAUUCAUCUGUCAAGAUCGUUAUUUUAUUAGCUGCGACUACUGUGUUUACGGUGGUCACUUUUGGAGUCAACAAAUGUCUGUUUGACCUUCCAAAUUCAUACCUCCACACUAACAGCACGUGUCAUGAGUUCUACUCAAACACAUCGUCAAAUGUCUUGGUAAUUUUGCUGCUGGCAGUUGUAUUGUUGGUAUUGUCGAGACAGGUUGAGUAUACCUUGAGGCUGGACUUCUUGUGGAAAACUCAGUCUCUUGGUGAGAAAGAACAAAUGGAUACUCUUGAUGAAGUUAAUGUCAUGCUGCUGCGAAAUAUGCUACCGAAACACGUUGCUGACCAUUACACGCAUCUCAUGCAUAAGGGAGCCAUCAGUGACAAUGAACCAUAUGCUGAGCAUUAUGACAAUGUUGCUGUCAUGUUUGCAUCUAUACCCAACUUUGCGGAAUUCUACAGUGAAGAAAUUACCAACAACAAGGGAAUUGAGUGUCUUCGGCUUUUGAAUGAAAUCAUCGCUGACUUUGAUGAGGUUCUUCUCAGACCAAAGUUUAGUUCUGUGGAAAAGAUUAAGACAAUUGGCAGUACGUACAUGGCAGCUUCAGGGUUAUCUCCUGGAAAUCAGGGUAGAGACGAUGCAUGGCAUUCUCUCUAUAUACUUGUGGACUUUGCUUUUCAGUUGCAAAGUAGACUUGAACAAAUUAACAAACACUCAUUUCAAAACUUUUGUCUUCGAAUAGGCAUUAAUCAUGGUCCAGUUGUGGCUGGUGUGAUAGGAGCACGAAAGCCACAGUAUGACAUAUGGGGAAACACUGUAAAUGUAGCUAGUCGAAUGGAGAGUACAGGAACCAUGGGGAAAAUACAGGUUCCUCACGAUACUGCAGCCAUGCUUGCUCUCAAUGGAUUUGAAGUCGAAGAGCGGGGCUUGGUGAAAGUGAAGGGCAAGGGUGAACUGUUGACUUCUUAUGUAACGUGUGGCAGAGAGUUACAAGGAGGACGACGGAAGACCCAAGGUUCUAAUGUAUCAAUGAGAAUUACUCCAGGGCUGUAAACUUUAAGCUCUCUAAUCUAUAACUGUACAGUAUAUGAGAAGUCAAUAAUUAUUAUAACAUGAGUUUGUGAAAAUUGAGAUAGGACAGUUAUCAAAUGAAUUGCGUUAGUUAUGUCUUACAAUUGUUCUAUAAUUCUUGUAUUAUAUUUUAUUGCCAUACAA